AUGGCCUCCACAUCUUCGGCUUCGCAUUAUGCAACCCCAAAGGCUGCUCGGGCUUCUCGGGGCAAAGAGCUGGCCAAAGUGGCGUUAAUGCUGUACAUGUCGUCAAAAGAAGAUUCUGGGAAUGCAGCCAAUAUUCAAUCACCACCUAAUGUCAACAAUCUUUCCACCGCUAUAACUAAUAGUGACUCGCCGUCACAUGUCUCACCCCCGGCUGCUAUUCAAGAUGAAGCUACACAACUGUCUCCAGAAUCAGAGAGCCAAUCUCGGCUACUUCUAGAGGUUGUCAUUUUUUAUAUCGGAGAAACGCAGCAUCACUUUGACAUUCGCGAGUUCUCCGAUCGCCUUGAUUUGUUCUAUGCCAGCCCGCACGACGCGGCGCAGCAGCAGAAAACACCAUGGUUUCUCGAGAUGCUACUUGUUCUCGCUAUCGGGAAGUUAUUUUCUGGCGAUUUUGACGAUCAUAACGAGAUACCAGGAACCAAACUAUUUAGCUAUGCAUACAAGAAUCUUCCCACCUUGGGUGAACUUUAUACACAUGGCGUGUUGGGCGUGGAGAUUCUUGCUCUGGUCGCAGUAUACCUGCAGAAUCUCAAUCGAAAGGAUGAGGCCUAUCUACACAUAAGCACUGCUUUGCGGCUUGCAAUCUCCCUAGGUUUACAUCGCCGUUCCGGCACCAAGCAAUUUGUGCAUUCUCAAAAGGUCCAUUUGAAUCGACUUUGGUGGACAAUCUAUAUGCAAGAACGCCGCUCAGCUGCUGCUACCGGAAACCCGUUCAGCAUAGAUGACGAUGCAAUUGAACUGGACAUGCCGACAGAGUGUGUAGGCUACCCGACGGCUGGUCCAUUAAGAACCAACUGCAAGGUCUCGAAGGUCUUGGGCCGAAUUAUUUCAGUCAUAUACGGCCCUCGUCACCUCGUCGAAGAUACAUUUGUUCCAAAUGUCCGAGAAAUCGUCAAAUCAAUAUUUGACAUUGCUCAAGAGAUUCCGCCGGUGACAGCGGCGAACUACCCUGUAAUAUUCGGGUUUUUCGACUUCGACGCAGUCUUCAGCGCCGCCUUCGUGAUGAUCCUCUCAGCAAUCAUCGACUCUAUCGCCACAUCCGAUGGAUGUCGAAGGCAUACUAUUCAACCACCGGGUCUCCGGGACGCAAUAGAGACAAUGCAGUACCUCGCCGAUCGGGGCAAUGGCUUCGCCAAACGCGGAUACGAGGACGCCAGGCAGACGUGGGUUCACUUAUCCGCCUUUCUUCAACGAAACCCACAGGACGCCAGAGAUUCUGAAGCGGAAUUACCGUCGGAGGCAAAUUCUGGAUCUUCAGGCACGACCUUAGACACUCCAAGCGCGACGAGAAAUAUGUCCUCUACUGCGGUCAAUGCUUCUGACUCGUACUUGCGGGCACCUCCAGCUGAUGAUCCUACUUUCGACUCCACCGUGGGUGGCGUCAGUGAACCGCUACUCCUGGACACGGAAUUAUUGGAUGAUUUUGCACAUUUCUGGAGCGGGGCAAUAGACCAUCAAUCGGGGACCAAUCUUCCUGAUGCGACUGGAUAUGGACCUUGGUCGACUGAUGAGCUACACCAGUGUUUGUAUCCUCUGUAUAGUAAUCCGAAUUUAGAUCUCACGGGGGGCGACAGAGAGGAUUUCAUCGAGUUUCGAAGAAGUGUGUUAGAUUUUUGA
Molecule: messenger RNA, 1677 nt
Organism: Penicillium waksmanii
Lineage: Eukaryota; Fungi; Ascomycota; Eurotiomycetes; Eurotiales; Aspergillaceae
Product: fungal specific transcription factor domain-containing protein
Exons: 9
Coding region: 1-1677 (558 amino acids)
Biological process (GO): DNA-templated transcription
Molecular function (GO): DNA binding; zinc ion binding
Source: RefSeq, a predicted model, not a curated record